AUGAUGCCGCACGCCUCCUGGACGGCCCAGUCGACCACCGCAUGGGGGUACACGGCGUUCGUCCACGACGAGCCCUGCAGCAGCCUCCCGAGCACCCACAUGUACUCCGCCUCGCACUGCGUCCAGGCCUCGGAGAGGUCCUUGCCCACCCAAAGCUCCCUGUUGUCCUUCCCGCCGAGUUCCUGGAUCUUCCGCACCAGCUCCGUGUUGGUGUGUUUGUCGAACGGCCUGAUGUUGUCGAGGAGGGUCAAGGCCUUGAAGCUGCGGAGAUCAUCUGUGCGUCUUGGAGACGCGGGAGCGGAUCGAUGA
Molecule: messenger RNA, 309 nt
Organism: Prorocentrum cordatum
Lineage: Eukaryota; Dinophyceae; Prorocentrales; Prorocentraceae
Source: the annotation of a GenBank genome assembly